AAUAUACAUAUGUACGCUUGUGACUGCCGAUGUAAAGCUGAAAAAGUUGCGAAAAAUUGGAAAAAUUAUUUACAAAAAUAUUUUAAUAAAAUAAAAAUUCAGCGCUUGUUGGUGUUGUAGCUCGAUAUUCUCACUUUGCCGUACUGCCGUUGUGAACUCAUACAGUUUCUGCUGUUUUUUGCUUUGUGGCUAUAUAUUCCUCAUUUUGCAUUUUGUUUGCUGUUGAAAGUUAAUACAAACAGGAUGCGAAACCAAUAUAUCAAGAUCAAGCCGCUGUGGAAACGGGUUCGCAGGCAAAGUGCGGGUGAAAGCGAAAAACUGAAACUACAAAAAACAAUAUUCUUGAUAAAAAAUGUAUAAAAACUUUUUUUAGACAAGCACAUCGGCAAGUAGCAACUUACUUUUCCUUCCCCUCAGCCAUCACAUUUGUAUGAAUAAUUUUUUCUUAUCACAAAAUGCUCAUCAGGUGGCAACGCCAAUGGCGAUGUUCGCUGAGCAUGUCAUCAAACGUGUCUGACAACUUGUAGCACGUCUUAUCACAGACUUUAGUACAAGUUUUACGGUCCGAGUGUAAAGAUAAGCUUAAACCAAUUGAACGGAAUAUGUCCGAACUGCAAAGUGUUUCAUGUCUCGGUGGCGGCGUGCAUUUCUGGAAGGAAUUCAUAAAAAUCUAUGAGAAUUCGCCAGCUCUUUGGGAUACAAGAAGUAUGGCUUACAAAAAGCCUUACCUCAAGCGCGAAGCCUACGUUAAGCUGCGCGAUAAGCUACGCGAAAUAGAUCCAGACGUGCAAGUGGACUAUGUGAAACGGCGCAUCAACGGCUUGAGGUCCUGCUACAGGCGUGAAUUGCGGCGCAUACAGGAUAGCAAAAUGAAAGGUGACGACUUGUAUAGACCAACUUUGUUUUACUUCAAAGAGAUGCAAUUUCUUGAUAAUGUGCUCGACAUUGAUUUGGAACGUGAUGCGCGCGAAGGCAAAGUGGAAAGACGUGGCCGUAAACCAAAUUCCAUUAAUAAACUUUCGAAGAAAGUCGUCCGAAGAGAUUCAUCGACUACCUCGGACUCUGAAGAAGAUAGCUGUGAUAAAUCCUCAACAUCAUCAUCAGCGGCACAACAACAACAACAAAACCAGCAACCCACCGCACUCCCAACAACAUUGUACGCCAAUGCCAACGUCACGCGGUCGCAAGAUACCAGUGCUGAAACACAGUUUGCCACUACAUCCGACACCUCAUACACAACACUCGCCUCCACGCCUUGGGCCCUAUCGCUGGAAGCACAAACUUUGGGAGCUAGUUGGGUUGCGCUCUAUCAUCGUUUGGACCGCAAUCAGCAGCUGUACGCCAAUAAGGCCAUAAUGGAAGUGUUGUACCAGGGCGCAUUGGGCCGUUUACAUGCCGACUCAUACAAAGCUCUGGAGCGUGAAAUGAGCCACAAUUUCCUGGAUGAUCAUCGCAUAAUGGAAGCGAUCAAUGAGGAGUUGGCGACUGAUUUUAUAACCAAAGUGGAUGGGGGUGGUCUUUACUGAGAGAAAUUAUAUGAUUUCAUUUUAUAGGUAUACUUUUUGUUUUGGCGUAUAUUUGGUAUUCUGUAGAAGGACAUCGAAGCUUACUUUAAUUAAUUCAGAAUACCUAGAAGCAAAUAUCAUUAGGAAAUAUAAUAUAAUAUUUUAUAUGAGAAUUUCAGAUGCGCAUAACUGGACAGUUUAGUUGUUAAGUGAGUAGAUUUAGAAAUACGAGAACACAUACAUCAUGCGUACAUAUGUAGAUAUGUAUGAACGAGUAAUACCCGCACUGUUCGUUUUGUCCUUUUUCGUUAUAAGCCAAUAUAAAUUUAUUUUUAUUAAUAGUUUUUUACUUUGUUAUU
Molecule: messenger RNA, 1864 nt
Organism: Anastrepha obliqua
Lineage: Eukaryota; Metazoa; Arthropoda; Insecta; Diptera; Tephritidae
Exons: 3
Coding region: 603-1526 (307 amino acids)
Source: RefSeq, a predicted model, not a curated record